Molecule: messenger RNA, 18440 nt
Organism: Xyrichtys novacula (pearly razorfish)
Lineage: Eukaryota; Metazoa; Chordata; Actinopteri; Labriformes; Labridae
Source: the annotation of a GenBank genome assembly
GCCUUUCUUGAACAUAACCUCAACGAAGGCUGUUCGAAUCCCUCAGUGGCAGCGCCGCGGUGAGCGCUACGAAACCCAAACAAACACCAACAACCGUCUCAUUAAAGAAGUUCAUAGCUGCGAAAAACUCUCAUAUCGUAUAUGAUUGGAGAUUGAACCGCCGUUUGGUCAAUCUACACUGGAGUGUGUCUUGCCCCGGAGAAGGUAACAGCUCCUCAUUUUAGUCCUGAAACACAGAGAAGUAGCUCGUUAGCUGUUAGCGUGCUGAUGAAUGUGUGCUGCCGCUGCUAAGGUAGCCAUUUUGAAACCGAGGGUUCCAACGAAGCCAGGUCUGUUUACCUCUAUUGUAUGAUCGUGACAGCUGCAGAAGUACUUACAGUUACACAUCGUAAACAUAUCAGGUGUGUUACUACUUUGCUAAGCCCCUUAACUAUAUGUAUAAGUAAAAUCUACCUGUCGGUUUUCGUUGGUAGGUAAUAGGCAGGCUAACGAUAGCGAUCAGCUAACAGUUGCUAUGCUAACGUUAACCUUAGUUCACUCAUCAGAGUUGGUUGGCAGUGGAGUUAAGUCCGAUACUGGUUUUAACUACUUAUUAAUAUCAGCUAGUUAGACAACACAACAGCUGACUUGUGUUUAGAUUUAUGUCGAUGCUCUGUAAGUUAAUCCAUAACACGGCUCGGCUAGUUAGCAUGCUGAAACGUGCAAGUAUCGUAACUGUGUUGUGUUGGUCUGCUGCAAUGAUCGAGGAUUUUCAUCAGCUGAUAAUGAUGUUUACUGGGGUAUUUUGCAAUAACAGACAUAAAUAAGUUCAUAUGAUUGUUGUUGUGUCUCAAUGUAAUGUCUGUGUCCCGUAUCCGUGGCAGACUCAUUGAUGUUGAUGUGUUAUGUAAUAGUUCAGUGGGGAUAUGUUAACAAGACUAUGGCAGCUCUGACUUGGUGCACACACCAAAGCUGUUUUACAUAUCCAUGCAUUUACCCAAAGACUCAAUUGUUAAAGCCUCAUCCUCAUCGUGUCCCCACAGCAGCAGCAGCAGGCCUGUUAGGAUGCACAGCAGACAUGAGUGAAGAGGCGAGGAAGAAAGUGUUCAAGUUAUUUUUGUACUGUCAUAAAUAUUUCACUCACCAAAGCCGACACAAUUUUAUCAAAGAGGCAGCUUUCAGCAUAAAAGUUGCUCCUGGAUCACUGAGUCAUGGUUUUUCCUCUCAUACCUCUCAAAGUGUAUUUGAAGAGUCACACCAAGACUUUGAAGAGAGGAGUUGUCUUCCAUCAGAAGUUAUUUUGGGGGUUUAAUAAAGGUGUUAAGUACAGUAGGUGUGCCAUCUGACCAGAGACGGACUGAUAAAAUGGGCAGAUUGAUAGCAUUUUGAAAUAACUGGCAGAUGAUUGUGCUUACUAGGUCAUUUGAAAAAAUAAACAGAUAAUGUCUGCAGACACUACAGGCAGCCUAGUCAGUGUUGCAUACGAUGGUAGAUGGGAAAUGAAGUGCAUUCACUUGGAUUAGCUUUUUGGCUUGUGACCAAACAAACAAACAUAUUCAAUGUGCUUUGGGACAGUUAGUUUUGGGGAGGUGGUGAAAAGUUUUGAACUUUGAUGCUCACCCUGCUCUAAAUGUGUAGCAGUAUUUUCUCAGUCACCAAUAUCUCCUCUGUAUGAUAACACCUUUAUUCCCAUCCUAACAGGACAACAGAUACAAUCUACAAGAGUCAAUGGCUAGUGCUUAACAUAAAUCCUGUUAUGAUGUAUGGAACAAUGCAGUUUAAUAUUGCAUCUGACAUAAAUAUCAGUCAUCUUCUGAAAUCUGAAGCGUGUAUUUCCUAAUUCAAGAUAACUAUGUAUAUGAAAUGAUGAUGAAAUUCUAUGGUUUGUUUCGCAUUUGUUCAUUUUUGGUGUUGCAACAAAUGCAAAAACACAACAACAAUGUGAUACCAGCAUAAUAUAUUGGCCAGAAGUCGACUGCUCUAACAUUAUUGGCAUCAGCCAUUGAAUAAAUUGGUAUCAAACAUCCCCUUUAGAUGGCUGUAGGGAAAUGUUGGCUUGAUAGUUCUGUCUUGAACUUACAGCAUCAAACACAACACUCCUGCAGUAAAACAUCAAGAGAAACAUUAAAUCAACUAAAUAGCUGUUUUAAUAUUUACUUUUGCUGUUAGUUAUGUGUUAUUUUGUUUUAUUUAGGUGUAUUUUCUCAUGUUUCUGCAGUGUUUUGGCAGCUUUAUAUCAAUGCCAUUCACCUUGAUCAUAGAGAAGUAUUUUCCCCUCUGAAACCGGUCUAUCAAAAUGUUAUUACUGAGUGCUGUGUGUAUUGCAGGAAUGCUGUAGUAAUGAAUCAGAGUUGUAGCAGAUGAUGUACUAAGAAGUUACAUUCCCUGGAGUACUUGAACCUGUGUAUUUUUGCUCCUGAAGCUAUGAUAAGAAGGGCUAAUGCUGUUUAUGUUUACUGCAGGUCCAGUCUGUUCCUGUGCAGAUCCCUGUGAACACUGAAAGAGAGAGAGAGAGAACAGAACAGAAGAUUCUUGCGUGAAGGAGGAAAAACUCAUUCAAGAAUUCAAGUCAAGGACGGAUCCAUUUUUUGACGUUGACAGAUUUUUGACCCGUGGUAUCUUCCAGCCUGCUUCAUCUCCAGAAGAAAAUCCCGGGACAUCGUGAGGAUUUCUGACAAGUUACAUUUUUACAUCACAUGACAGGAAGAUCUUUUGACACAUGGGAGAUUUUUGUUUAGUGGUAGAGCUUGCAUAUCUAUGAAAUCAGAGCGCUAUAGUAAAUCUGCUUCAAUCCGCAAACUGCAGAUAGUUAAAUGGGCAUCUUACAAAUGUGAUAUAAAAACAUAUAGCGAUAAAAACGGCUGUAGAAUGCAUCCCACGUCAGCAUCCCUGUUUCACUAACCCAAACUGAAAAUGACGGCAAUGUAACAUAGGGUGUACUUUCCUUCACUGUCAUGUGACUUUGAACCUUUGAGCAUUAUUUUUUUCCAACUCAGACAGUCUUCUUCAUCAGUUUAAUGAGGUGAGCAGCGGUUUUCAGUGACCUCCAUCGCCGAUAAAAGACUGUCUCUGAUCUCUUUUUCUUUUCUGCAUGCGUUUGAUUCAAUCUUAAAAUGAUUCGGUAAGAGGUUGACGUAGAAGCAAACUGGCACACAGUGUGGCAGGACAACACCUGUGUCUUUCCCCCUCCAUCUGGUGUCAAAGUGGAACUGCUACACAAACUGCUGUUUGAUCACAGGACACACACGACUUUUCUAGACUGCUUCCUUACAUGAAAUAAGACCCAAUCGAUCACAAAUCCAUUCAUUUGCCAAUCAGCAUCAAGUCAGAUUUUGAGUCUUACUCCUACCAGAAGAGCGGAUGGUUCAGAUAAACUUGUGAAGGAUUAAAUCUACCCGGACUGGAAACUAUAGCACUCAGAAUUCAUCAGAGACGUGACCGACACACAAGCAGUUCCAGAAUCUGGUUCAAGGCGGAAAAUCGUCCCCUCACAGACCUCUACGCUUCUGCUACAAAAGAAUUCACUUCCUUGCCGGGCCAGUUUUUCUGGAUUGCCAUUCCAGAUUAUUCCUGCAACCUUUUGACCCAUCUCUAAGUGUUUCACCCUGGACGAAGGGAUCUGCCUCUGUGGAAAAGGGCUGCGCUGUCCUGGCGGAGGUGGAGAGGGGGUCGAGGGUGUGCUGCUCCCCGUCAGUCAGUGCACACACUCUGUGAUCAGUGCCAAGAGGCCUGAGAAAGCGAGCCGAGCCGAACCGAGAGAGGAGGCAGAGGACUUCAGAGCCACAGACUCUGGGGUAAUGAUGAUGAAAGUGCACAUACAGUAACCAUCAGUGGUAAACCUGCAUGUAUGCUCUGGAAGGAAUAGUCUCAAAAGCAUUUGUCACCUUAUAUUUUGCAUGGGGAAAAUGUGUUUCUCUGCAGAUCCCAUCCUUUAGUCGUUAUCAUAAAAUGAUCGUAGAAACGCUCGUAAAGAAAUCAAACUGAAGCUUUCAGAAUAAUUCAAAAGACACCACCAGACAAAUCUUUGAUAAGGUCAGAUGUUGGUACUUGAAACUGACAGUUUAGUUCAAUUCAUGAUGAGGCUGCAGAACUUUCUUCAACAAGGUGCAGAGUUCAGAAUAUCUUCAAUAUUGCAGCAGUCCGCAUUCAGCUGAGAUGCCCUGCAAGGAUUGUAUUCGAGGUGCAGUUUGUAAUGAAUAGUCGUUAACUUAAUUGCUGCCGCCUGGUGCAUUAGAGUAAGUGAUAGCAACUCGUGCAUAUGAUAGUGUAAAAGCCAUAACAAGUCGACUCAGGAUUCAUGAGUGAGAGUUACACACACACAAAUCAGUUACAGUGUUGUAGAAAUAAUGUGUGUUGCAUAUGCACAAGAUGUUUUCCAUCCAGGCUGUCAAGCAGCUAUUAGCCGCAGUGAGCAGAGCUUUGUUGUUUCCUGCUAAGAAUAGGACUCUUUUUUGGCUCGUCUUAAAGGAGCUCUUCACACAGGGAAUUUUGAAAAUGACUGAUGGAAGACAAAACACUCUCAAGAGUCCAGUAGAAACGUUCCGAAGAUGAAAUUCCAGAGUUUUAUGACACUAGAAGUGAAAGCGGCAGAAUCUUGAGUUUUUAAAAAAAUGGCCUUUCCCUGCGUCUGUGUCUCUCAUUAGAUCCUGGCCAUGAGGUUUGAUGCCUCGAUCCACUGACCGGAAACACUGGACCUAAAUGGCGCAGCAUGACUUUGUCCCUGCCUGGCUUAACUUCUCCACGCCCCAGCCUGCCAAGGUAUGUGUGUGUUUGUGCGCGGGUGUGCAGGAUGAUCCAGAGAGUGGGCUGUUGAUUGCUUGGAAGAAGUACGAUUGAUAAGACAGAGCUUGAAACACUGUCAGUAUCACUACAGCAAUACCUUAAACUGAGUGUGUCUGUACAUCUUUGAUACACAGUGCAUGUGUGUGUGAGUUUACCAUGACUAAAUGAGGGAUUGUUGAUAUUGAUAGGUGAGAUAUUCGGAUAUUACAUUAGUAUGUCUUUAUAGUUUCGCUAUUACAGGGACUUAUUUUCAUGUCAGACUAACUUUAAUUGUAUUCACUGCAUUUCCAAACGUAUGACCACUCAUGAUUGGAUCUGAGUUUGCCGCUUCUUAUGCAAAUAAACCGAGAGCUCCAUUCACCUUCACCAGACCGAACAGUAAAACAACAGAUGAUAAGAGCUGAGUGGUUAUCUCUGAUCAUUAUAUAACUUUAUUGUCAUUCAUGACCCAUUUCAAAUGCCUAAGGGUCACACCUCCCAUUAGCUUCAUUAACAACGUAGAGAUGCAUAUGUAGAUCAUGCAUAAAUCCAGAUAAAAAAUAUUAUAAUUCCAAUCUAUAUUUUUGACUCAUUUUGUCUUGAGAACACCAGUUGGAGUGGUCAAAUAAGAUACUUAACCACAAGUUUGAGUGGUAGGUUUUUGGAGAAAACUAAUGACAUCAAACAAGUCUCAAAGGUGAAAACACUUUCAACAUUUGUUGAAAACUCUUAUCGCACAGAGUGAACAGCAGCAGAUCCUCUGUUCAAUGUCAGGCAUACCUGAUUGCGCUCAUCUAAGCCCCAAUCUUGAAGGAAAUCCCUCAUGUGGAGCCUCGUUCAGUAACGAGCUGCUCAGAAUCGUCUUCUUCAUUACCUUCAGCCAUGUUUGUUUGUUACUCUGUGUGGGCUACAGCUGCGAGUCCGCCAUCAACUUGCAUUUAUCAUAUUUAUCAUGAGAUAGCAAAUAUUUAUCAUGAAGAUUAGUCUGACUGUUUAUCGUGAAUGAUAAUUUAUUGCCCAUCCCUACUGUGCACAUACAGGACUCCUCAGUGACCAGAACUUAACUUUGGUCCAUGAAGGGAUUUGAGAAAGUCACUCCUAGAUUCUUGCUGUGCAGACUGCUCAGUGAAGUUUCCUCCAGAUUUCAUUGAUUUCAUGUACCAGAGGUUAUUGUCAGUGUUAUCACACGAAGUGAACCCCAACAAAAGUCAAGCUGUGUUUAAUUACAUUCAGCAGUAUUUCAGCCAACUUAGAGGAUUUAUUGACGGCUGCCCAACUUGGCUGUUUUAUCCCCUCAGCAGAUGUUAGGCUAACAAGGCUGGCAGGGUUUCUCUUCUGACAGGCCAAGCCGGCCCUUUUCUUGUGUUACUUCUUCAUGUUUUCUCACAAGGAAAUUAAACAAACUUUAGUUUGGUCACUACAGGAUAAGUAUUUUUAUAACUGCACAAUCAAGGCUUGUCCAUGUUGUUACUCUGUAGAGAGAUGCAGUUGAAAUAUCAUGACCUUUUGGCCUGUUUCAAAGUAAGACUCAGGCUGACGAACAGCAACUCACAGAAGCAACACCAGAGUUUGUGCAAACUGUAGAAGAUAUUUGGGGAUAGGGCUGGGCGAUAUGGCCUCAAAUCAGUAUCACGAUAUAUUGUGCAGUUCACCUCUGUAACGAUAAAUGGACAAUAACUACUCCACAAGCUGUUCCCCCUCUCCCACAUUAACUUUGUCUACUUCAGCCGCUACAACUUUUGAACCGUCCUCCAUCUCUUCACCUGUCUUUCCCACUUUGCUCUAUGGCAGGGGUGGGCAAUCAUGUGCCAUGGAGGGCCAAGAGCCUGCAGGUUUUCUUUCCAACCCAAAACUCCACCAGGUGAUUUCACUAAUUACCUUACCUCCAAACAAAGAGCAGGGACUAAUCAGUGAAAUCACCUGGUGAAGUUUUGGGUUGGAAAGAAAACGUGCAGCCUCUCGGCCCUCCAUGGCACAUGAUUGCCCACCCCUGCUCUAUGGACUGGAUGGGGUGGAGUCACGUCUCUGACGUAGGGCAGUGUCUUUAAGGGACAUGAGACCAUAGCCUACCUAAACACAUCCAAAACCAACUUUUAUUUAUUUAUUUAUUUGACACUAAAUAUAUUGACAUGGGCAAAUUGAUGUCGGCUAUUGCCGUAAAUUUCUGUAUCGGUAAAAUUUUGGUUUAUUGCCCAGCCCUUUUUGGAGAUAGCUUUUUUUUUGUUUGGUAAAGUUCAGAGUAAGUAAUCCACAUGAACAUGAAAAAAGAUGGGAAACAUUCAGACACAUUCAAAUCAUUGCCCCUUGAAAGAGGAACUGGAGGGAUGCUGUAAAUGGAGGAGUGUGAUGCUAGGUGAAAAUUGGAUUGAUUUUUCUCCUGUCUGACUGACAGACCAUGUGAGGCUGCGAACGUGUCCACAGCUCAGUGUAAUCUGGAGUCAGGAAGCAAAGUGGUCCAUCUGUGAAAUCAAGAGGUGAUCCAGUGAAAUAAGUGCACAGUCACCGUCCUGCUGCUGACAUAUGACUUCAUCUUAAUGUCAUCUGUCUGCAGGGAAUAGUCUGCAUAUGGAGACAAUAUAGAGCGUUAUAUUUCUCUUCUUAUUCUGUUGCAUUUUGUUUAAAAAGUCAUACAAACUUGUUAAAAAAUGAUGCUUUCUAGAGAAGCCAGUGAACAAACAUCGCAUCAGAUUUUUAAAUAUGAAGCAUUUCAGUCAAUAAAACCAAACAUGCUGCAGUGUCAUUAACGCAGAGACUUCAAGGUUCACCGUGGAGGAUUAUGUCAGCCCUGUUUUCUUUUCUCUCCUCUUCUUGGCCUCCAUAGCUGCACAUUUUUAUUCCAAUGCUUUUCCAGGGUUGUUUUUAGUUCUUUCAGUGUCUGCUUUUGUUCAUUUUCAUUUCCUAAAAAUAGAUCCUCAUCAUGACAGAUUCCAUUGGAGUUAUUUUAGUUAUCUGAGAGGAUCUAUUGAGUGUUAGAGUAGACUGAAAACACACCUCCAAAAGGUUAAGAGGUCAUGUCUGUUAUUUUUUUGUAGUUUUCUCUUCCUUGAUUUUCUCAGUUUUGCUCCGGGAGAGAUAACGGAUAAUUCAUCCUCCAUCAUCCAGAAGUGACAGUCCCACUUUGACUAACCAUGUCCCGUCUCUGUCCUUCUCUAGUCCCCUGCUGCCAACCUUGAGAAACAAGGUGAGCCUCAUCUCCACAGAGACGGCAGAACCGCUGUGAGCCGCCGCCGCCACAACUCCUCCGAUGGCUUCUUCAACAACGGCUCCCUGCGCGCUCCAGCAGGUAAACACUCCCUCACUCUCGAUCCUCUUAUUGUCAGCGGGGCAAAUAUGAGGGUGAGCUUUAAAAACACAUUUCUGGUGGAGCAGAUGAAGUGGAACUUAAAAAGUUGUUUAAGAAAAGUGUUAAAUACUCAGUGGGGGAUAGUUUAAUGUCCCCAAACUUUAUGGACUGGAAUCAGUGUAAGCCGUCCCCACCUACGCGCACCACAAAACCAAGAGGACUGUGGGGGAGAUGUCAAUCAAGUGCAGAUAGCACAUAUCAGCACAGUCCUGAGCAGGAGUCUAAUCAGGAGGAAUCAGUGAAACGUGUGGGUAGAGUCAGUGUGGGUGUGCAGAAGCUUUAAAACCAUCGUUUUAAGAAAAGCAUGUGUCAGUUUGUUGAAGCGGUGGUUUGAAACUUUGGAGAAACCUGCAGGAGUAAGCCAGAUUUGGACUUUCUCUACGGUUCUUUUGCAACAAGCGCUCUAUUUUGGGCCCGUUGCUGGUUUGAACUUGUUGCUUCAACUUGUUUGCUCAUGUGCUGUAAGUGCACGGGCAGAGUGUGAGCAGGUCGGCCGACGGCUCAAUCAUCUGAUCAUUUGGAUCAGACCGAAUGAAAGGAAUGGACGGACCAAUGACAAGGACCGCUACAGGUGCUGUCAUUGAUAGAGAAAAAACAUGGAUGCUUGACUGGUGCACUGAGGUAAUCCCUUGGUUGGUUAUUAUAUUUGGGAAACAUUGUGCAUGCAUGGUGUGGCUGGAUUUCCUAGUGAUCCACAGACCACACUAGCCUGGCUGUCAACGAAUAUUCAAAAUUCAAAUAUAGUGAGCGCACUUUAACGACUAUAGACUGUAUAUAGAAUGGACAGCGUCUGCUUCCUCUCUGGGUGAAGCCACUCCGAGAACAGCGCCCUCUGGUGAUGGGCUGCAGUAUAGGUCAUAAAUCCCGCCUCCUCCAGCAAAGCUUAUGGAGCUGUGGACAAACUUUAGAAAUUUAUUACACAGAGUAUAAAUUUAUCUCCCCCCCUGCUCGUGAUGUUGACAUGUAGUUACAGUAAGACUGGUUUGUGCUCAAGUCCUCUUUUUUUUCUUUGCAGCUCCGUUUUUAAAAGUUAUUAGGGGGUUGGGGAGCAUCAUCACAGCGACUCUCUGCGACUCUCCCACCGAAUGCGCACAAUGCUACUGCGCAGUGUUGGUUUCAGGAGAUUGAGGAAAACCCAUAAAUACCGAGAGCUUUUUGGCUUCAAAUUCAUAUACUGGCUGAAGGCGGAACUGAGUUGUCCAUAUUAUAUACAGUCUAUGAUAACGACGGGUCAGGGGCGGGUCACAGGAGCUGCACCUGCAGUGAGACUCGACAAAAACCAUCCGUGGCACGUGCAGAGAGAGAUGACGGGAUGUUCGGAGCCAAACAUAGAGAGUGAGAGAGAGAGAGAGAGAGAGAAUGGUCUGGACUCCAACAAACUUUAGAAGCUCCGUUUGGAAAUUCUUCAGAUUUUGGGUAGACACGGUAGAGGGGAAAAAUGCUGAGUGAGAUAAAGUUGUAUGCAAGCUGUGUAAGCUAGAUAUUUGAAUAUGUUGGAACCUAUGUGUUAUUUUUAGAACGAAUAUUUGAACGUCAUUUUGGAGCAUUUUUUAAAGCCCUAGACCACACAGAGAUAUCUAAAGAGAUUGUGGAUCAACUAUGAAGUGUCACAAGAAUAUAUUCCCCAGAUAAAAAAAUCAUCAAAACACUGCAGCUUGUGUUUUCACUUUGAAAAUAAGCUGCUGUAAAAUCAGGCGUCAUAGGUCGACACAAUGAUAGAAGGCUUAUGAAGCAUUAUGAAGCUGAUCCGUUACCUUUGCCUUGACUUUUUUUCAGGUCAUGUGUGAUUUGAACUCCUACAGAGGAAUUCUGCUGAUAUGUCAGGCAGAGGAAACAAACAACUUUUGGAAGAAUGAUCCUCACCUCUGCUGUUUGCGCUCCAGCAGAAUCCGAGCCAACGCGCAUAAAACUUUGAGCUUAUCACUCAGUUUUAUAACACCGUCUCCUGGCUGGUUUUUCAAUCUGAUUUCAAUUUGUCUUUGUUUUCCCAUCUGCAUGUUGAUAAGGGUCGGUCUGUGCAGAGAGAGAUGGUAAUGCCCCUUAAAUCUGUUGGUUACUGCCAAACACACCAGAAGAAAAACUCCUCUGGCACCAAAGCAGUGAAGUCAGCUUUUUGUUCAUGGAAAGAAGUUAGCCUCCACUAACAAAUGAGAGUCAAAUGAUUCAUCACCCAGCCAUCCUUUCUCAUUCACUGAGAUCAUUAAAUGUCUGCAGUGAUCACAGAUCAGACAAGAGCUCUCUGCUGCUUGUGUUUGAUCCACAUGUCGAAACCGCUGCAGCCUUUUUUCCUGCUAGUUUUAAUGAGGCAGAAAAGGAACAUUUCACUGCAGCAUUUUCAAACCUGUUAUCUGUUCAAGCAGAUAAUGUGAAUGAAACUGCAAGAAAGUAGGAGACAGACCAUAGAUACAUUUCAAAAUUUAGACAGGGAGUAUUUGCAUCGAAUGCUUUAUAACAAAGUGACAUUAUUAGAGAAGAAGAGUUUAGACGUGUAUGUAUCACAGAGAGACUGAUAAAACGUAUUCUAGACGUUGAAAAACCUUUUUAACAUUAGGUCCAAGUCUAAACCUCAUGAGAGGCUGGAUUUGAAAGGUUUUUUGAAGGGCAUGCUUCACAGUUUGAAUUUGUCUCUGCUUUUGCUGUGUUGCUCCUCCUGGUGAAAUGAAGUCAUUCUAGAGUUCAGCUGCAUCUCCUGGAUGUGUCAGGGUGCAUCAGUAAAGUUCACUCACAGAUCCCACGUGGUUUUCUUUGGUCACAACUUUUUGAUAAGAGCUUCUUCUGUGUUUCCUCCAACCAAGGAGUGUCUCUCUUCUGUCCUUGAUUUUCCUUUGUCCGUGUUGGACUUUGUCUCAUGAGGUGUUUGGUAUUCCAAAAAUUGACUGCAAGGAAUUUGAUGGUGAAGUUUGUUGUUUUUUUUCCCUACAUGCUGAAGAUUCUUUGAAGAUUAGAUGGCUCUAACUGUAGGGAUGUUGCUGCUUUGCUGACAUUGAAGAUGAAGCCCAGUUUUUAUUUUGAUAGUUUCGGUCUUACUUGUCUUCUGUUUUACUGCUUCAGUUUGAGGUUCGGACUUUCCCUGCCACAUGUGGAGCAGCAUUUUUCAAGGUGUUGAAGCAAUGUUCAAGUAAACAAUCAUACAUGUUUUGCUUUUGGUGCCAGGAAGUAUUCAGCUCUUGAAUAAAUACAUUAAAUUCAGAUUUAAUUGCUUUUUACAACUACUGGUCUUGAUCCUGAGCCUGUUGCACAUGGGCUUCAACAUGUCCAACUCUAUGUUUGCCUUUUACUUCCACACAGAAAGUAUUAACUUCCUUUAUUUAACAUGACCAACCAGUCACGUAAAAUAAGGGAAGCAUCUUUUCUAAGAGAGGAAUGUUUGGCCGUUCAGUAAUGUCUCAGACACUUAGACAACAGUAAGUGACAGCCUAAUAUACUUAGCUUUAGUUAAUAUUCUACUAUGCUCUGUGUAGUUUGGGGGAAUGCACCUUUUAAAACACUCAAGGUCAUGUUAUGAGGCAGAGUGAAAAAAAAAAGUAUAAGAAUAAGUGAAUAAACAAAGGUGACAGAGGAGUUAUCAAGUUAUCAAGAGAGGGACAAUCUGUUGGUACCAAUAAAGAGAGCCUUUGUUUGGUUCCUGGUAAGACAACUGGAAACAGGUAACAGGAUUUUAUUUCCUGCAGGCAAUCGGAGAAGGAAAUGGGAAGAAAGAAAAGGUUAGUUUUAGUGGACAUGUAGAGCUCGGUGUCAUCCACAUGGCAAUAGACAUGGAUAUUGAAUGUAGGGAAGAUAUGACCAAGAGGUAGGGCAGGGUGAUAAACUGAAAAUGUACCGAGACCAAAUUUUCCGACAAUAACCAACGGCAAUUUGCCCAUAUCAGUAUAUUUGGUGUCAAAAAAUAAACAAAUAAAUAAAAGUUGGCUUUGGAUGUGUGUAGGUAGACUAUGGUCUCAUGUCCCUUUAAGACGCUGUCCCAUGUCAGAUACGUGACUCAACCCCAUCCAGUCCAUAACAAAGAGGGAAAGACAGGUGAGGAGAUGGAGGACGGUUCAAAAGUUGGAGCGGCUGGAGUAGCGGCUGAAGUAGACGAAGUUAAUGUGGGAGGGGGUGAGCAGCUUGUGGAGAAGUUAUCGUCCAUCUAUCGUUAUCGAGGUGAACUGCUCGAUAUAUCGUGAUAUUGAUUUGAGGCUAUAUUGCCCAGCCCUACCAAGAGGUAGUAGAUACAUGAUAAAACAGAAGGGAGCCCAGGACUGAACUCUGGGGAACACCAGUGUCUCAUGGGAAUGGCUGGGAUUUUGGUUAAGGAGGAUGUUGAUGGUGCUGAAGGCCACCCACAGAUCAAGGAGGAUGAGGAGAAUGAAAAGUCAAGAUUCAGCUGCUGGGAGGAAGUUGUUGUGAUUUUUACUAAAGUUGUUUCUGUGCUAUAAAAAGGACAAAAAUCAGACUUGACUUGUUUAUAAAAUUAUUGUCAGAGAAGUGAGUAGAAACCAAAAAUGCAACAGGUGGGCAGGUCUGAUUCCUUCAGACUCUCAGUGCUUCAUUAAUCAUCAUGGCAUCAUUUUGAUCUUGACUUUACUCUUGUUCUCUCUAGGUGACGGCUGGCAGCAGCCCUCUCUGCUCCUGAGACAUGACUCAGUGGACUCGGGGGUGGCCAAAGGAGGACACGGUGGACUGGCGGGGGGCUCCUGUUGGAAAGAAACACCCGCUUGGCACGGAGCUCCACGGGGAGCCCAGGACGGCCACCACCACCAGGGACGCCACCCUAAACGGGUUGGAGGCGACAGGGACAGGCAGGGCGGGCACCGGCAGCGCAAUGGCAACUUUCAUCCCCGCAAGGGCACCUCGUACCAGGACAAGUUCCCCAACGAGGAACGCAAGGACAGCAAGGACGACAAGCUCAAGUUUGUGGAAGAAGACUUUGUGAGUAUUUGAGUUUCACUUUGAUUUUCGAAACAAGCUGUGGACCCGGGGUUUCAUUUACAACAAGAGCAUAUAAAUCCCCAAAACCUUAAAGUUCAAACUCAUAAACAUGCAUGUGCACUUCGAUGCAGUGUUCCCUUUAUAAACACAAUCCACGUGGGUUUAUGCGCGCAUUGAUCAGCCUCAUGUUCUGCCUUCAACGUGUCUACAUAAGUCCAUAAAUGAUCAAUGCAGAGUGAAUGAAAAAGCACACGAACAAGCUGGCAGAUCAGACAUUUCUUCUGGUAAAUCACUGCAAACAAAAACCGUAACAGAAAAUAAACCCUGCAAUACUUAAUUUAAGAUGCUUGUGAAUUAAGUGGAGGAAAAGGUGUGCAUGAUUUGAGUGCUCAAGGUUUUAUUUCAUAUUUCUCUCUCCAGCCUUCCCUCAACCCUGAAACAACUGGAAAGCCUGGGACUCAGAUGCGGGCAGUGGCUCCACACGCUGGAGUUUGGGGUAAGAGUGAUAAAUCUAUAAUGGGUGGAAAUUCUCCAACAAAUGCAAGAUUGGAGGUAGAAACCAGAGCAGUUUUUAAACGGCCUCUUUUCUCAUUUCAUUGCAGAAAACCCUCCCAGUGGCAAGCAGAUGGUGUCCAAAAUGUUGGUGAUCAAGAAGGUUUCUAAGGAGGACCCCAGCACAGCCUUCUCUGCAGGAUUCGCCACUGCUGGCGCCUUGCCCACCAAUGGAAACAAAGCUCCCAUCACAGGCUCCAGCGUCUACAAGAACCUGGUCCCAAAGCCUGCUGUGGCCCCCACCAAAGUAUGAAACGUGUCAAAUCAACAGACAUGCCGGAUUAUCCGUCAAAACACAUCUGAUUCGAUAGAAAAGCAGAUUUUACACUCUGUAUGUCAACGCUGUGAUCCUCUCUUCCAGAGCACCCAGUGGAAAUCCGGUGGUAGAGAGAUCACGAAGCCCGGCCUCCACAUGCCAGGCCGAGAUUCAGUCUUCACCAGCCCGGUCUCUGCAGCCAAACCCAGCACCCCAACCAGUGCACCACAGCACAACACCCCGAAAGAGGUGAGAACAAAAGACAAACAAAUCACUCCAUCACCAGGACAGGGGGAGAGACAUUUUGGGAUUUUCUUCAAACCAGACGAGACUUUUUCAGUCUCCCUCAGACAAAACUGCCAAGCAAGCAAACCAUAGAAGCUGUCUGAGCUGAACUUGAAGUUCUCUUCGCUGAGUGUGUAGUGGGCCUCUCCCCCUGAAAGUAAAUCACAGGUUUUAUCUAAACAUAGUAAUUAUGUGUCAGUGUGGUUGAAGAGUGAGAGACUUACCCACAUGUGCACAUCAAGUUUUUCCUCUGCAGCAGCAUACAUGCUCUCUCCCUCUCUCUCUCUCUUCUCCCCAGUGUGUCAAAGUGCUGCAAUCUAUGCUAGAAAUACUACCAUCUGGUCCAAAGACUUGUAUUACAUUGAGCAUCUCCCUCUGCUCCCUGUGCUGCAGAUUUUUCCCUGCUAUCGCACCAAAAUGGCAGAUCAUUGCUAACUUAUGUUCAUUUUUUUAAAAGCAUUUCAUAUCGAAGAGAUUAGCGCCACAGCUUUAAAAAAACAGAUGUUCAGUAAUUCUCCUCUCCCUGACUCUCUUCCUAUCUGUCGUACUUGCAGCACCCUUCCAGCACGACCCCUCCCAUUGACAUUGCUCCGUCGAGGCUGAAGCUGAUGCGCCGCGGUCCAGACCGUAAGAGCGAGUUCCUGCGGGCUCUGAAGGACGAGGGGACCGGAGAGCUGACGACAAGCAGCAGCCCGGGAACAUCAGGAGAGGUAGGCAGCAGCAUGUCUCAUUUAACCGUCUCACAGGACAGAACUGUAGAGACAGGUGGUGUGUGCAAGCAGUUUGCAUGAUCAUCAGAAAAAGAUGAAGCAAAUACUGAUCAAGAAGAAUUCAGCUGUGGGGAACAAGAGUAAUGGUGGAGCUUUUUCAACACUGGCUUCCAGAAACAAGAAGGUUGGAAGGAUUUCAUCGUCUGCAGAAUUUGAUUAAUUUGUCUGAUUUGUGGCCAAAAAUUGAACAAUAUCACAGAGUUCCUGUGGAUCUUAAAAAGUCAGAAGUUCCUUACCAUCAAAAAUUUCUUAUCUUCAAAGACGUUUUUUAAUUUUGAUUUGCCCUGACUACCAAAUCAAAUCUACUUGGUGUCUUUAAUGUGAUGUUUUUCUUUUCUUUUUUCUUUUUAUUUCACUAUUUCACUUUGAGUGUAUCUAAAGUUUUUAUUUCUAUGGCAAACAUUAUCCUGGUUCCCGGUCAGCAUGUCAAGACUCGUCAUGAUUGUGGGCAGCUUUUUCCGCUUUAGCCAAAGCCAAGUACAGGAGAAUAAUAUCCCUGAACGUGCCAGUAUUUGAUUACCUGCAGCCAGAGCUGGUAACCAAAGAGCGCACUGCCCAGGUGGAACACUUUUUGACAAAGGAACACACCCUGACAUGCAGGUUUUGCAGUACAACAACUACAACCUCACAGAGUAAUGCAGUGUGAAUCACUUUUUACCAAACUAGAACACAACAUAUUUUUAUGUGUUGUUUUAACCAAACAAGCUUGCUUAAAAAAUACUAAAAACUUUUCCCUGAAUGGAUCUUAAAAAAAAGUUUAAAAUUGGAUUUUAAAAUUUGUGUGGCCACAGAAAAAAAUCAAGAACGAUUAACAGAGAUCACCUUUCCUUUAGUCUCAAUUUAGUUCAUGCUCAGGCAGUGUUGUCAAACAUGAAACUUGUAUCCUCCAGGAUUACAGAUUGAAACUUUAGAAGCUUCUUUUUCAGUGUGUCAUCACACAUCCUUUAUGUGCAGAUGUACAGUAUGGUUUUAUUCUUUAUCUCUGACAACAAUAAGAGUUUUCUAAAGCUAUAGUCUGCCUUAAUGUGGAAGAUUAUGACUGAAGACGUUUUUGGUUUGUACAUAUACGAAAGUUAAAAGACAGUGCGUUGAAGUCCAUGAACCAGCAAAGAUAUGAUCAUUAGUCUUUGUAAUAGAAAGUGAAUUUGUCUUCAUUAUCUGCAGAUUUUUCACUGUUAAAACAGCUUCAUUUGUAACAUCAUUGCUGUCCUCUUUCUCUGUGUAUCGUCUCAGGGUGAAAGCAGCACCCCAGAGCCCAAAGCCUACAGCGAGGAGGUCUGUCAUGAGAACGGUCUAUCCUACUCCCUCAGUGACUCAGACACCGAACACCUGUCCAGCUCCCUGGAAGCAGAGCACCGGUACUACACCCCACAGCCUUACACACACACACAUUUUCCUACACACACUCAUAAACACACAAAUACAGUGAACUGAGCUGGAAUGAUCAUGCUUUCCCAGGUUGCUGAAGGCCAUGGGCUGGCAGGAGUACCCAGAAAAUGAUGACAACUUCCUGCCGCUGACAGAGGACGAGCUGAGAGAGUUCCAGACUAAAACUGAACAGGUGAGACACACGCUGAAAAUUGGACCAGCACCCUGAUGAAAAAGGAAACAAUAACAGGAAACAGAAAUCUACCAGAAUCGAACAUGACACCAGCCCCCCUUUCAAAGACUAAACUACAGACAAAAACUUUCAGAAAACCACGUUUUAUUCCAUUUUUCUUCGAAACGAUAAAAAAACAAACUCAUCAGUUAAUAUGAGACCAUUGUUUUUAACACCUAUUAAUUCAAUGCCUCUUUGAAUUAGAUGGUCAGAUUUAAACUGAAAAUGGUCUCAUGUCUGGAUGUAGCUCUUCUCAGCAUUUACAUACCAGAAAAGUCUUUAUUGUGCUACACAGAUGAGUGCAAUUAAUCAACAACACAGUCAAGAAGUCAGUUAAUUCCCCAAAGUCUCCUCCAGAGUCACUCAUAGAUAUAAAUGUGCGUGACUAGAGUGAGCCUCCGUGAGAUAUUGUCCAGAGCUGUAUGGAGAGUGUGGGUAACAUUUUCAUGACCCCUGAUCUCAAACAACCCCAUCCAUGAUCAGUGUCUAAAAUGACCACAUAUUAUCUAAUGAAGCCUCCACACUGUCAGACAGUUACUCCCCUUCUUUUGAGUCUCUUCUGUAAAUUCAUGAGAGCCCUAAUCUGUUUGAAAAAACAUGUUUUAUUUUCUUUUAUUAUUCAGAUCAUCUGUAUAAUUACAUUGUUUGGGAAUUACCAAAUAAAAUGGAUAGACAGAAAUAAGUAAGGAGAACGUCUCAGACAUGGAGUCAAAGUCCCGGUGUGUGUUGGUUAAAGACAACUGAAGCAGAGCCUGACCAGAUUCAGGUUGUUUGUGAUCAACACCAAAAUAAGCAGGUGAAAUAAUGCUGCGUUCAAGGUACCUUGGAAGUCAGAUGUCCGAGCUGGGAAUGACAUCACACCUGAGUUACCAGCGUUUCAGUUACCAAAUCUGAGGCGGAAACAAGAUGGCUACAUAUACGAAAGAUAUUUUAGCACUUCCCUUGUCCGAAUAUAAGCAACUCCUGUCCUUCUGCAACAUCUUGUUUCCGCCUCUGAUUUUGCUAACCCAAAGCUGGUAACUCAGGUGUGACAUCAUUCCCAGCUCGGACAUCUGACUUCCGAGGUAACUCGAACGCAGCAUAAUUACAGGGUUGAACAUUUAAGUGGCCUCUCAGAAGUGAAGUCUGUGCACCAAGUGCUGACACUCUCCGCAUCACCUCCAGCUUUCUGCUCCAUGCUGCAUGUGAUCCACAUUCUCCUUCAAUGUAUUGCCUUCUGUAUGAGAAUCUUACAAAACGUGACAUUUCAAAUCAAUUAACAGCGUGGUGCAAGCCUGGUGUCUUUUGUUCACACUUUCAUCUCUUGUGUGUUUUCGAGCAGCUGAAGAGGAACGGCAUGCAGAGGAAUGGUGUUCUUCCAAGGGCACGGGGUGUCACCCUCCACUUCACCCCCUGGAGGAGUGUGGCGGAGGCAAACGUCGAGGAGGGCUCCGAGUCCGAAACCAGUAGCAGCAGCCAGACCUCUGACGACGACGACUGCAUCAAAUCCUAACGUGGCUUUAUGGAACAAAAAAAAUGAAUAAACAACAACAACAACACAACAACAGCCAACACAACAUCCCAGCAAGCAAUCCCCCUCUUCCUCUCUCAUCUUUGUUUUUAGAGCACCAUUUUGAAUUUUCUUUUUGUUUUGAUUUUUUUUUGUUGUUGUCAUUCUUGCACAAGGGAAAAACCAAUCAUAUCCCAGUGAAGGGGGAGAUUCCUGCUCCGCCAGACGUCGUUUUCCCUGCGUGUCCUCCUUCACUGCAGUCCCUGCCCUUUUUGACCUCCCUCCCUCCUCCACCCUCCCACGUCCCUCCCUUCCCCCCUCCUUUUUUCUUCCUCGCUUUGUGGAACUGAAGUGUUCAUCAAGAAAAGAAGGGCAAUGAAUGCACACUUGAUUCUGCUUUAAACAGACUAACUCAUUUCAUUGAUGAUGCUGAUGACACAUUAUUAAUGAUAUUAAUAAAAAUUGGUUCCUGACAAGCUGAUAUGUUUCAAUAUGAA